This is a messenger RNA of Rhagoletis pomonella (apple maggot), 907 nucleotides long. RefSeq lists its product as uncharacterized. The record is from RefSeq and is a predicted model, not a curated record. The coding region runs from base 72 to 614 and encodes 180 amino acids. NCBI's taxonomy places the organism in Eukaryota, Metazoa, Arthropoda, Insecta, Diptera, Tephritidae. The transcript has 4 exons.
GGCGGGAUUUGAAAAGCCGUACUAGCAUACGUGUGCGCGACCGGAAGAGGAAACAUGCUCUAACCGGAUACAUGCCCGACGAUCAGGCGCCCAUGACGAAGCUGGAGAGGCGCGUGGUUGCUCUCAUUGGGAGCAGCUACAUCGACGGCAACGAGUCGGUGUUCGAAAAUAUGCCUUUAGAAGAGGACUUACAGCUAGCUAUGGAGGACGGCGACGACAUAGACAUUGAAGGUAUGGUGCCGCUAUCUGAAGAUAGCAUCGGCACUGAUAUUCGAUUCCCCGAUAUACCUAGAAACUUAAACAGGAAACGUGCGGAAAAGGAGAGCGAUAUCCAGAAUAAAUUUCUGGAAAUCGCUCAAAAGCAAGCUGAAGCUAUGAAGAUGCUGGCAGAAAACAACGUCAGACAGGUGGAGGCAACCUUUUCGAUUGCGCAGGCUAUGACUGCAAUGGGGGAAGGAUUGAAAGCUUGCGCCGAGGUUUUCAACAAGCUUGCAAAUACUAUCAGCAAUUUACUGUAUUACGACGAACGGGCAAGAAAUCGAUUUGUUGCAAUUAAUCUUGAAUCAUAUCAUAUAAGAGUACUAGCAAAUGCCCGCUUUCUUCGCGGCGCCUAAUCAGAUCUUUUGCGUUGGCCAAUUCAAAAAUAGCGUUUAAAAGCACAAGCGGUCUGUAAAGUAAAAAUUUUUAGUUUAAAUUGAAACGACUAGAAAACGGAAUCCUCCUCACACAUAUGCCAAGAAUAGUAGCGCUGUGAUUCCAUAUGGAAUACUAAUCCCUUUCGAUGUAAUGCGUUUUACCUGUGGUGUUAUUUCAGCCUGUGAGAUCUCUACCAAGCGUGCGUAAUAUUCUUCUAUGAUCCUGCAACUUCAGCAUUGGUCCGGUGUACCAUGUAAGCCAAUAAAAGUCC